Molecule: messenger RNA, 2146 nt
Organism: Centruroides sculpturatus (bark scorpion)
Lineage: Eukaryota; Metazoa; Arthropoda; Arachnida; Scorpiones; Buthidae
Product: RNA exonuclease 5-like
Exons: 1
Coding region: 97-1812 (571 amino acids)
Cellular component (GO): nucleus
Molecular function (GO): nucleic acid binding; exonuclease activity
Source: RefSeq, a predicted model, not a curated record
ACCGUUAGGUUGUGCUGUGAUCGAACCACGUGUUUAACGAUUAAAGAUGGUUCCGUAGUCUCGUUAAAAUUUCUGAUUUUUUUUUAUACUUGAGUAAUGGAAAAGGUUAGAAAAUCUAGCAAGAAAGAAAAACGUUGGGAAUCCAAGAAACGAAAAAUUAAUGCCUUUUUACAACUAAUUGAGAGUACAACUAGUAACGACAUGCCACCCGAAAACAGAAAUUGUGACUCAUUAAAAGGUAAUUCGGUUUCCCUUAACAAAAUAAAAACCGAAUCUUACAUUCAGGAACAAAAACUGUUAAGAGAAAAACUUCGUCAAGCUAAAGAAAUGAAGGGACCUGAAUUGAAGCUGAACAAGGAUGGUUUUAAUGCUCAAUUAUUUGUGUAUCCAGAAGCUGGAAUUUUUAGAUGUUCGUCGCCUAUUUUCACGGAUGAUAUAAAACAGUUUUUAAUAUUGUUAACGCAAAAUAAUUUUUGUAGUACAAGAUGGUGUAAAGUGAAUCGUUGUCACCGAAUUAGUCAAGUUAUUUUACUGAUGGUAAAUGGCUUGUCUGCAGAUCAUUAUUGCCAGAACAUCAACUGUUUUCCCAGAACAAAGCGUCUACCGUUACACUUGUUUGAAGUUGUUCCUCCAGCCAGUUAUGGAAUAAAUAUUGUAGAGGCUCUUUGUUUUUGCCCGGCAAAUUGUAGAAGUAAUUUCCAGAAUGUAUCUGCGGCGAAUGGGAAAAUAGAAAAUUCCGAAGAAACGGUAGAGAAAACAAAAUUCCGAGCUGUUUCGAAAAUCAGUUUACUAUUAUCUCCCACACAGAUGAUAAUGGAACAGUAUCCUUUACCAUUUGAUAAUUCUUUUAAAGAUUAUUGUUUUACAAAAGUUAAAUAUAAGGAUGUAUGCCCAACGUCUCCCUUAUAUGCUUUAGAUUGUGAAAUGGUUAUGACGGCGGAAAAUAAAUUAGAAGUUGCUCGUAUUUCGAUAGUGGAUGAAAACUUGAAAGUCAUAUAUGAUACUUAUGUGCUUCCGAGUGCACCCAUCAGAGAUUACCUGACGAAGUUUAGUGGAAUUACAAAAUCAACUUUAGAAAACGUAAAGAUCACAUUAAAAGAUGUGCAACAAAAUAUUCGGGAAUUGUUACCACCAGAUGCUAUUCUUUGUGGCCAGUCAUUAAAUUAUGAUUUUCAUGCUUUAAAAAUUAUUCAUCCAUAUGUUAUAGACACUAGUGUGAUAUAUAAUUUGAGUGGUGCGAGAUGGAAAAAAACUUCAUUGAAAAAUCUAUCUAGAAAAUUUUUAGGAGAGGAAAUUCAAUGUAGUGAAAAUGGUCAUUCUCCUAUUGAAGACAGUAAAACAACAAUGAAGUUAGUUUUGUUGAAAUUAAAACAUGGUUUAGAAUUUGGUGAUGCAGUUUUGAGCAGCAAGCUUAACAAACCAUCUCAUGCGUUUUCAAAUCCCUGUAAUCCCAUUGUUCCAAAAAGUGGAAGUAAAUGUGUCAUAGGAAAUGAUUUGAUUUUAAAUUGGUUUCUCCGACAACAAAUUCAAGUAGUAAGAUUAAUGAAGACAGAAACUAAUAAGCAAACCAGAAAAUUAAUGAGGAAAGAAAUGACACAACAUUAUUUUACAGUAUGUUUAUUAAAUGUGAAGAGAGAUGUUGCAAAAGAUUUUGUGAGCUGUCUAGAAGAUAUUGACAAAACAAUUAACAAGAUUUACAAAGAAUGUGCAGAGAAUGCUCUGUUUGUUGUGGCAACCAGUGGUUGUUUUGACGAAACUUCAUACAGGUAUCAGAAUGGACUCUGUAUGUUAAAAUUUAAAACCGAAAAAUAAAAUCUGUAUUUUGUGGCUACUUGCAAAAAAUAAUAUUGCAGAAAUUAAUCUUUCAUCCUUCAUUAUGUGCAAAUAUAACAUCAGUAUUUGUUUCACUUACAUUAUAUAUUAUAUAUCCAAUAUAAUCAAUUGUUACUUCAAAAAAUAAUUUUAAAAAUUUAUCACUGUAAAAUAUGUGAACUUUGUUUGUUUUCCAUAAUUAUGUAAUUCUCCGACUUUUUUUUAUAUAAAUUUUGAAUGUGGAAUUUUGAACUGUCAAGUCUAAAGUAUUGUUUUAAGACAGUUGUAUGUAUUAAAAUUUUAUUGUAUUUAAAGUAUGUAAAUAAUAUAAAUU